Closterium sp. NIES-65 is the source of this 396-nucleotide messenger RNA. Lineage: Eukaryota; Viridiplantae; Streptophyta; Zygnematophyceae; Desmidiales; Closteriaceae. The record is from the annotation of a GenBank genome assembly.
GAGAGGGAGAUGGCGCAUGUGCUGCCAGAGCCGUUUCUAGGCCCUAAGGAAAAAGCCCUGGUGAAGAUUGCGACAAAGGGAGUGGUUCGGCUCUUCAAUGCGGUCAGCAAGGCCCAGAAGGUUCAGAAGCAAGCUUCCACCAAAGAUUCGGAUAAAAAGACUAAGGCAGCAUUCCUGACGGAACUAAGAGGCUCAACAGCAACACCUGGCAUUGGUGGCAUCGGUGGUGCUGCUGCAAAGCAAGGAGGCAAGGCUAAGCCAGAGGCUGCCACGUCAGCAGCAGCGGCAGCAGAGGAGCCGACGUGGUCCCUAUUGGCCGAUAGCUUUCAGCUGGGGCAGUCGAAUCUCAAGGGGUGGGACAAGGGCGACGAGGUGAGGACUGAUAGAGCGGUGUGA